Lymnaea stagnalis (great pond snail) is the source of this 6425-nucleotide messenger RNA. Lineage: Eukaryota; Metazoa; Mollusca; Gastropoda; Lymnaeidae. The record is from the annotation of a GenBank genome assembly.
ACAACUCUGCGGCCACAUCCCAUCGGAGCCAACAAAUAAAUACGAUGACGAGAGCUUGUCAGAAAUCAUUCUACAGAUAGCAGCGUUAUCGAGACCUCCCGUGAAAAACAAGGAACACAAUCUGCAACAGGUAAGCCCAUGUCUAAAAUGUAAAGGGACUGCAGUUCAAGGCAACCGAAACAAUAGGGCACAGUUCAGCGAAAUCUCUUUAGUUCAAAAUUGAAUUUCUAGAAUGUUUUCGGUUUUAAAAACCGAUUCAAUAAUUUAACUAAAUGGCAUGGCGCAUAAGUCAAUAAUUAAAAGUAUAAAAGCCAACAGAAGAAAGUUGAGCACAAGAGAGAUAGAGCACAAGAGAGAUAGAGCACAAGAGAGAUAGAGCACAAGAGAGAUAGAGCACAAGAGAGAUAGAGCACAAGAGAGAUAGAGCACAAGAGAGAUAGAGCACAAGAGAGAUAGAGCACAAGAGAGAUAGAGCACAAGAGAGAUAGAGCACAAGAGAGAUAGAGCACAAGAGAGAUAGAGCACAAGAGAGAUAGAGCACAAGAGAGAUAGAGCACAAGAGAGAUAGAGCACAAGAGAGAUAGAGCACAAGAGAGAUAGAGCACAAGAGAGAUAGAGCACAAGAGAGAUAGAGCACAAGAGAGAUAGAGCACAAGAGAGAUAGAGCACAAGAGAGAUAGAGCACAAGAGAGAUAGAGCACAAGAGAGAUAGAGCACAAGAGAGAUAGAGCACAAGAGAGAUAGAGCACAAGAGAGAUAGAGCACAAGAGAGAUAGAGCACAAGAGAGAUAGAGCACAAGAGAGAUAGAGCACAAGAGAGAUAGAGCACAAGAGAGAUAGAGCACAAGAGAGAUAGAGCACAAGAGAGAUAGAGCACAAGAGAGAUAGAGCACAAGAGAGAUAGAGCACAAGAGAGAUAGAGCACAAGAGAGAUAGAGCACAAGAGAGAUAGAGCACAAGAGAGAUAGAGCACAAGAGAGAUAGAGCACAAGAGAGAUAGAGCACAAGAGAGAUAGAGCACAAGAGAGAUAGAGCACAAGAGAGAUAGAGCACAAGAGAGAUAGAGCACAAGAGAGAUAGAGCACAAGAGAGAUAGAGCACAAGAGAGAUAGAGCACAAGAGAGAUAGAGCACAAGAGAGAUAGAGCACAAGAGAGAUAGAGCACAAGAGAGAUAGAGCACAAGAGAGAUAGAACAUACGAGAGUAGAAAAUAAGAAAAGUAGUCGUGAGAACAUAUGAAAGUAGAAAAAUAUCAAAGUAGAACAUUAGAGAGUAGAACAUAAGAAAGUUGAAAAUAAGAAAGUUGAAAAUAAGAAAGUGGAAAAUAAGAAAGUUGAAAAUAAGAAAGUUGAAAAUAAGAAAGUUGAAAAUAAGAAAGUUGAAAAUAAGAAAGUUAAAAAUAAGAAAGUUGAAAAUAAGAAAGUUGAAGAUAAGAAAGUUGAAAAUAAGAAAGUUGAACAUACGAAUGAAAACCCCAAAAUGUUUUCUGAUGUGUACACAAUUCGUUAGCACUGAGUUUAAGCGGGGUGCAAUGAUAUGACGCAAUGUAUGACGGCAAAAAACAAUCCCAUAUAUUAUAUCAUAUCUAUGUAUAUAUAUAUAUAUAUAUAUAUAUAUAUAUAUAUAUAUAUUUGGGUCUGUUUCAAUUAGCCCUUCCCCGCUCACGGGAAUCGAGUUUAGGAACACACACAUUAAUUUGGAACAAGAGCAAACAGAAAAAUGUUGGCAAGAUAUCUGUGUUAUAAAAAUAUAUAUAUAUAUAUAUAUAUAUAUAUAUAUAUAUAUAUAUAUAUAUAUAUAUAUAUAUAUUUGGGUCUGUUUCAAUUAGCCCUUCCCAGCUUACGGGAAUCGAGUUUAGGAACACAAACAUUAAUUUGGAACAAGACCAAACUGAAAAAUGUUGGCAAGCUAUCUGUGUUAUCAAAACUAAGACGUACCCCAUACUCUGUAUGCUCCUGAUUUCCUUUAAAAAACAGUUUUAUGUUAAAAUGCAUUAAGAAACAUAAUUUUCAAAAGAAGUUUAAAUUGUCCACCCCUGUGCAGCCAUGAAGACUUUGGACCUGUUGGCCGUUCUGGCAUUAGUUGCAGUAACUUCACGAGCUGAGGUUUUGUCCGUGAUGAGUGAGCUAGAACUACAAGCUCACGAUGACGUCAUGACCUUGCUGAAGCACGUGACGUACGGUCGGAAGCCAUAUCCCGUGCUGGAUCCCGUUCAAGUAAGUCGACGUUGCUUGGCACAAAGAUAUCCAUAACAAAUCUUCUCCUUUUUUCUGUACGCCCUUACAGAGGGGGGGGGGGUGUGGGAUGUGGGGGGGGGGGGGGUGGGAUACAGUUGGUGGUCUGGUAUGUUUGAAGGAUAUCAAUAAUGAUCUUGUAAGUUUCGAGGAUAUCAAUAAUGAUCUUGUAAGUCUCGAGGAUAUCAAUAAUGAUCUUGUAAGUCUCAAGGAUAUCAAUAAUGAUCUUGUAAGUUUCGAGGAUAUCAAUAAUGAUCUUGUAAGUUUCGAGGAUAUCAAUAAUGAUCUUGUAAGUCUCGAGGAUAUCAAUAAUGAUCUUGUAAGUUUCGAGGAUAUCAAUAAUGAUCUUGUAAGUUUUGAGGAUAUCAAAAAUGAUCUGGUAUGUUUGAAAGUAUGCCAUAAGGAUCUGUUAUCUUUGAAGCUAUUCGGUUCUGUUCUGAUCUGUUUAACUGGAAGCAGCAUCCUAUUUUUGGAUUUGUAUUACCUUUACGUUUACUCAACAUAAAGAUUUCCAGUUGUUAUCUUACUAUAUCAUCUUUAUCAAACUGUGGUUAAACCAAAGUCAUCCUCCUCAAAAAGUGGUUAACCCAAAGUUACCCUUCUCAAACAAUGGUUAAACCAAAGCUAUCCUCGUCAAGCCAUGGUUAAACUCCAAACUUCCCAUAACAACUUUAUACCAUCGUUUCACUUACAAAAUGAUGUUUCUAUUUUUGUUUUAUUUUUUUAUGAAACAACUUAGUUCUGAUAUGUGACGUCAUUUCAAUUUUGACCUGCGUUACUGGGUCAUGAAAUAAAUUAAAUCAACUCUCUACGACGAAAGGCAAAUAAAACAGAAAGUGCAUCCUGAGUUCAGAUAAGAGCUGAUAAUUUAAUAACCAAUGAAAUUCGCAACAAAAUAAUAACUUUAACUUAUUCAAAAGAACUGAUAACAUUCAAAUCUUGACAUUUCCUGCCAUCGACAGUUUUAGUGGGGUUUUUUAAAGAAUAAAAUCAACAAUUUACUUCCCUUAUUUUUAACUCUAACUAAAAACUAGAAACAAGGAAGUAAUACGUGGUCCUCAUUGUGACCAGUUGGUUUGGUCGUGGUCCUCAUUGUGACCAGUUGGUUUGGUCGUGGUCCUCAUUGUGACCAGUUGGUUUGGUCGUAGUCCUCAUUGUGACCAGUUGGUUUGGUCGUGGUCCUCAUUGUGACCAGUUGGUUUGGUCGUAGUCCUCAUUGUGAGCAGUUGGUUUGGUCGUAGUCCUCAUUGUGAGCAGUUGGUUUGGUCGUAGUCCUCAUUGUGACCAGUUGGUUUGGUCGUAGUCCUCAUUGUGACCAGUUGGUUUGGUUGUAGUCCUCAUUGUGAGCAGUUGGUUUGGACUUAGUCCUCAUUGUGACCAGUUGGUUUGGUCGUAGUCCUCAUUGUGAGCAGUUGGUUUGGUCGUGGUCCUCGUUGUGAGCAGUUGGUUUGGUCGUAGUCCUCAUUGUGAGCAGUUGGUUUGGUCGUAGUCCUCAUUGUGAGCAGUUGGUUUGGUCGUAGUCCUCAUUGUGAGCAGUUGGUUUGGUCGUGGUCCUCAUUGUGACCAGUUGGUUUGGUCGUGGUCCUCAUUGUGACCAGUUGGUUUGGUCGUGGUCCUCAUUGUGAGCAAUUUCUCCGAGUUAUUAUUACUAAUUACAAUUGAUAUUUCAUGACAUUCAGAUAAGCAAUUGUUUGUAUUCUCAAACUUGACUAGAUUACCUUUAUCCAGAUAUGAGAGAUGAAGAUACGUUUGCAACACUUUAAAUUGAUUUUAUUAAAUUCAAUCAAUUUUUAUCAAUUUCAAUUUAUUUGAUCAAUUUCAUUGAAUUUUGUCAAUUUUAUUGAAUUUUAUCAAUUUUAAUUAUUUUUUUUUUUCAAUUUCAAUGAAUUUUAUCACUUUCAAUUAAUUUUAGCAUCAGUAUUUGACAGUGUUGGUAUUAAAAAAUUAUAAUUAAUAAUUAAAUAUUUUUGCUAUUAUGAAAACUAACUUAAUGUUUCCGUAGAAGGGGGAAAAUGCCCACAUUAGAGGGAACGUCCUCUAACUGAAAGUUUGUGAUUGGGCCUAAGCUACUACACAUACUAUUAUGUCAUCCGAAAAUAUAUUAUAUGUUAGCCCUAUAUUAAAUAGAUCCAAGGACUCGUGAUACUCGGGUGCCAGAGACGUAGCGAGGGGGGGGGGGGUGCAGGGGGGGCAGAUGUCCCCGGGCGCCAGCUAGGUGGGGGCGCUGGGGGGGGGGGGGGGGGGGGGGGGGGGGGGGGGGGGGGGGGGGGGGGGGGGCAGGGGGGACAGAUGUCCCCGGGCGCCAGCUAGUUAGGGGCGCCAAAAUGUGCUUUGAUAUUAUUUUAUUGAUGAAAAUAAUGGGUUUGAGAGUAUAAAUAAAAGAAAAAAGGGGCGCUUUAAAAUGGAUCGUGUCCCUGGGUGCGAAUCUUGUCCCCGGGCGCAAACACCCUCGCUACGCCUCUGCCGGGUGCCCAAUGCAAGUAUUGGAUUACAUAGAUGCUCAUAACGUUGAUUACAUAACUACUUAGAAUUAAUUCAACAAGGCUUCACAGUCAUAACUAUUAAUCAUAGUGUUUCUUAUUUGCCCCUCCCCCCCCCCCUUUUUUUUUAUACUGUAAAAAGAAGAAGAAAGAUUUCGGGCCAGUAAACUCAUAUUCAUUCAAGAACUGCGCUGACCCCAAUGCGGAGAUCCUUGUGCCUUCUGACAUCAAUUUGAGCCCUGACCCCAUUAAAAUACCUGGCAACAUCACCGUCUCGGGGCAACUUUUGAUUAAAUCAAUUUUUGGCUCUCCACUCAAGGUAAGUUUAAAAAAAAAAAAAUUUUCAUUUGACUCUCCUCUUAAGGCAGCGGUUCUCAAACUCUGGGUCGCGACCCCUUGAUGGGUUGAACGCCCCUUACAAUGGGAGACAAUCGGAAAACACAUAUUUAUGAAGAAGUAACGAAAAUAAUUUUAAGGUUGGGGGGUGGGGGAGGCGUGAGGGGGGGGGGUCCCCUUUGUAAUUUGUUGUGUGUAAGGAAGUUGUUAACUAUACUAUAACUAUAGCUGAAUUACGUUUGUCAUGAACUACAUAAUGAAACAAUGUAUCAUUAACGUCAUAAUGUGCAGUUAUCUCAUUUUCACCUUCAUGUGGACGCCAAAGAGGGGAAGUGACUCAUAAUUGUUUCCUUUGACCAGCAGUAUAUAAUGUAUUAACCCACGCAAUUUCACACAUAUAAAUGUUUUAACUCAAACAUAUCGUUUUAACUAUUUGGCCUUUUGGGAAAAUGUUUGAGGACCUCUCAAGUGAGGCUUUACUGUUUUUUUUUUAAAUUUUUUUGUUAUUGUUGUUUAUUUUUAACCAACAUAUAAAGGUCAGUGUUGUGAUAUGGAAAAAAAUUGUCGGCCUUUGGAUCAAGGUACCUUGCAAAAAUAACAUCGGCUCCUGCAACUAUAGCGACCUUUGUACUCUGUUGACAGACCCGCAGUGUCCUUCUCAGCUGAUCAAGAUUGGUCUCCCCUGUCAAUGCCCCUUCCCGGCAGUAAGUAAUUUAGAAUCUAAAUGUGUAUCAAUUUCUUGAAGUUCAAUCGCGCAUCGAAAAACUAGUGAGAAUAUUUUCGCAAUUUUCAUGGAACAUGCUAUGGUGCUAUUAUUUCAUAGAGUAUUCUUUGUUAAAAUUAAUUUAGUAAUGGCAUGAACAAUUAACCUAAUUGUGAAAAUAAUCAACGCUAUAAAUAGAAAAUAGUUCAUAUUUUCCAUAAUUAUUAGUAUAAAAAAUUGUUCAAUUUUGAUGUUUUGUUACAUAUUGUCAAGAAAAAUUAAUAAUAAUAAUUAUCUUUGAAUAACUGUAAAGUUAAGUUUAGAUGUGUGGAUAAUAUUUAUUAUAUUUCAGGGCAAUUUCAUCUUUGACCCAUUUGAUAUUACCAUCUCACGGUCAUUACCGGUCAAGGUCAAAGGAGGUGUCAGAAUACACAUUUCUGCAUCUUACAAAAAUUCACUAGUGACAUGUGGCGACCUUCAGUUUGAUUUGGCUUGAACACGAUCACACAUCACUACUGCAACUGGCACAAUGAUCAACAUAAUUACAAUCACAUACAUCACAAUUGUCAUAAGAUGUAAUUUUGUUUAAUCGGAGACAUCAAAGAGACGGCCUCUUCUGUAUAGAUCUAACAAUGAGAGUUUUUCUAAAUAUAUUAAAAAAUAUUAUGAUUA